Molecule: messenger RNA, 2246 nt
Organism: Cucurbitaria berberidis CBS 394.84
Lineage: Eukaryota; Fungi; Ascomycota; Dothideomycetes; Pleosporales; Cucurbitariaceae
Exons: 1
Coding region: 58-1896 (612 amino acids)
Source: RefSeq, a predicted model, not a curated record
CCACCAUUCUGCUUCCUGCAGUGCGAUCAUCAUAACAGUGCUACUAAUGCUCGCGGCAUGCUAUGCGCUCUGGUUGCAUACUACUUCCUCUCUGUCGGAGGCGACGACCAUGCUUUGCAUUGGAAGCAUCUCGAGAUCUGCCUGUUUCAAGCGCUUGAGUAUGUAGAUAACCGAGCGGAAUAUCAGCAGUGGCGAAAAGAGCAGCUUGACAGCUCUGCAAGGGCCUUGGAUGCUGAAGCGGAAGCGAUCGUGGGAGAUGAUGAUAGGCCAGCCAAUAUCAAGGGUGGAACUGUCCGCUCACUAGGCAGCUCGAUCAAGGUCAAACCCGGAACUACCUUAGCCCAGCUUAUGGGGGCUCUAGGAAGAAGGGCCCAGCUCUUGGACGAGAUUCCAGAUACGCCAAUCACAAUCUCACCCCAGACCAUAUACCCAUCCUAUUUCCCCUUUCGUCUCCAUUUGGGAACCUACAGUCCUCUUGACGCAGUUCGACCCCCGGUAGUCAAUGUAUACGUGUACUUCACGCAGAACGGCACGAUUCGAAUCCAUGGCCACGGAACAGAUAGCAAAGUGUUUUCGUGGAAAUUGAACAGGCUCCAGGACGUGCAGCUCUUCGCACCAUUUGCACCUUUUAUACGUGUAACAAACCUUGAACCGCUAACGCAAGGGAACAAAAUUCGGAACCUGAUCUAUUAUUAUUUCAUGCUCGCAGAGAACGAGGGCUUCAUCGGCGCCCUGCAGUUGAAAGUAUAUCAAGGUCUAGUCCAGAGCCUCUGCUCAGCCUGCAAUACCUUACAGAUGGAAGGACAUAAUUUGCAUUUGAGAGGACUGCAAGGUUCAGGUGGUAGUUCUGAUGGCUUCGCUCGUGAUAUGGCCAGUGGUGGUGUCUCUGAAGAGAUAUACCCGGAGCUCAACAUCCCCACGACGAACAAAAAAUCUCUCAUUGCAAAGCUUAGGCUCAAUCCAGUAGCACUCGCUGAGAUCGCGGGAGAUACUACUGCUAGUCAGCGGGCAGACCUCCCAGGCAGCGAAACCGGUCAAGUCGCAAUGUUGGUGGAUGAUUCAGAGCAAGGAGAGGAGGAUACAAACCCGGAAUUCCCAGCCAUCCUUUUCGGCGAGUCGGUAGAACCCCCACGGGCAGUUCCACACAACAACCCCAACCCCGACAUGGCUCUCGGCUCUGAUUCCACCGAUCUAGGCCACAAGAAAAAGUCAGAAACACUAUGCAGCGACAAUGGAUUCGAUUCCUCUUCCGCAUCGCCCUUUAUGCCGUUGACGAGUGAAAUAAGUGUCCCCAUACCAAAUCAUAGUUACAUCACCACUGGUGAAGUGGGUGCUAGCACAAUGUCCAUCCAUACUCUAGACAGUGAGACGACACACGAGAAGAGUGGACAAGCGUCGCGCCAACGAUUGAAUAGUCUAGUUACGAGAACACCCUCCGAUCGACGCAGAGCUGUAUCGGUUAUCAGUAUCAGGUCGGUCAGCAGCAUCAGUAGCUGCAAUGAUAGCGAGUACCGACCUGUCAACGAACAGACUGACCACAACGCCCUGCGCCCGGCUUUGAACACGUCUAUACGCCAGCCUCCGAUGUUCCAAGCUCAUGUCGUGGACGUUAUCGAUCUUUGUAGUGAUGAUGACGAUGACCCUGUUUUCAUGGGAUCAGCGAAGCGUGAAGGGCAGGAAACAUCAGACGCACAAGCAUUUCUGCAUGUCUCUCGCCCGAGGGAUGGUUCCGGCAGCGAUCGCUCGAACAAGGUGCCACCGCCUGGUACUAAACGAAAAGUAGCCUUUUUGAGUGGUGUCGAGGAAGAUGGAAUGGUUGAGGAGAUAGGUGGAGAUGAGUGGAGGAGAGCUUCCUGGAGUCGUUCACAGACGAAGAGAUCCGGGCCACACAGUUGAAAGGGCUUUUGAUAGUAAUUAGGCAUCUAAUUGUAUGGGCGUGUGCAAGAUUAAGCUGAAAGCCUAGGCCUGGGGUUUAAUACGGACAUAAUAUGCGUAUCUAGUACAACUGUAGGAUAGGGAAUUGGGGCAUCGGAGAAAAUUGCGUGGAAAUGCAUCAAUGUUACAUGACGUUACGUUGCCCUUUGCCCAUUGCAGUCCUCUGGCGCAACCUUGGAAGAUUAACGAUGGUUUCCGAGUCCUCCUAUUCCCUUGCACCUAGUAUGCCUUCACUCGCUAUGUUCACUGCGCUAGUCGCGCUAGUUGCAUCCUCUACAAUAGAGAAACCUUUUCAAAUGUAAUAAAACCAC